Messenger RNA from Eruca vesicaria subsp. sativa (arugula), 1209 nucleotides. The record is from the annotation of a GenBank genome assembly. Lineage: Eukaryota; Viridiplantae; Streptophyta; Magnoliopsida; Brassicales; Brassicaceae.
AUGGACACUGUGAUCGGAUCAAUCGACACGUGCAACCCAACCACCGGCGACAUCUGCCGUCCACCAAACGGCACCGUCUCAACCGUCCAAACCUCAACUCCUCCCCACUCCACCACCACCAACCCCUGCGACGCAACUCUCGGCCGUUACCUAGCUCGACGCCUCGUCGAGAUCGGCGUCACCGACGUCUUCUCCGUCCCGGGAGACUUCAACCUAACGCUCCUCGACCACCUCAUCGCCGAGCCAAGCCUCAAGCUAAUCGGCUGCUGCAACGAGCUCAACGCCGGAUACGCCGCCGACGGUUACGCCAGAUCCCGCGGCGUAGGAGCCUGCGUCGUCACCUUCACAGUCGGAGGAUUAAGCGUCCUGAACGCGAUCGCGGGUGCGUACAGCGAGAAUCUCCCUCUGAUCUGCAUCGUCGGUGGACCGAACUCGAACGAUUACGGUACGAACCGGAUUCUUCACCAUACCAUCGGUUUACCUGAUUUCACUCAAGAGCUUAGGUGUUUUCAAGCGGUCACGUGCUAUCAAGCUGUGAUUAAUAACUUAGAAGAGGCGCACGAGCUUAUUGAUACUGCGAUUUCUACUGCUUUGAAAGAGAGCAAACCUGUUUACAUUAGUAUCAGCUGCAAUUUACCUGCGAUUCCUCUUCCUACGUUUAGUCGUCAUCCUGUUCCGUUCUCGCUUGUGCCUAAAGUGAGUAAUAAGAUUGGUUUGGACGCGGCGGUGGAGGCAGCUGCUGAGUUCUUGAACAAGGCUGUGAAGCCGGUUCUCGUUGGUGGGUCGAAGAUACGUGUUGCCAAGGCUAAUGAAGCUUUUGUUGAGCUUGCUGAUGCUUCUGGUUUCCAGGUUACCGCACAGGAUGUGUCGACGAUGAUAAGGUGUGGGCAGAAAACUAUAAUCUUUCUCAUCAACAAUGGAGGGUAUACUAUUGAAGUGGAGAUUCAUGAUGGUCCUUACAAUGUGAUAAAGAACUGGAACUACACGGCUUUUGUUGAGGCUAUUCAUAACGGAGAAGGUAAAUGCUGGACUGCGAAAGUGAGGUGCGAGGAGGAGCUUGUGAAGGCGAUUAGCACGGCAACGAAUGAGGAGAAGGAGAGCUUUUGUUUCAUUGAGGUAAUAGUGCAUAAAGAUGAUACAAGCAAGGAGCUUUUGGAGUGGGGAUCUAGAGUCUCUGCUGCAAACAGUCGUCCUCCAAAUCCUCAGUAG